AUGUUGUCCUACACUCCAAGACUCUUCAGUACGACUCGCAAGAAACUUCCAGACUGGGGAUAUCACAUCUAUCGCACUACCUACACUACAGAGUCAGACACUCUUUUCCCGCAAGCUAUCGAAUACAUCGAGGCUGCCAUCAAGCAGGACUUUGAAAAUGAUGGCGGCUGGCCCUCGAUCUAUCUACAAGGUCCAGAUGUGAAACGAAAAGCAAGUGCCAAGUACCAAUCUGUCAUCCGUGACGACCGCGAACAGUUCAACAACGCGUCCAUCCCAGAGAUUCGCGCUCACUUUGAGGCCCUGGUGAAAAGCGACGGACCCGAGGUGAACACGAGCAGUCCUGGGAAGUCCGUAUGUAUCAUGAUUGAUGAGGAGUCACUGCAGACGCUCAAACACAAGACAGUCGACUGUAUUAAAACUGACAUGCGAGACGAUCGUGAGACGGAGACUGACUCAUACGUGAAAGUCAUCGAAUGGCGAAUGAUAUCCGCUUACGAUGAGAGUGAUGCUGAAGACAAGGUUGAGGGCUUUCAGGGCUGGAUGAAAUGCUGGACCCGUGCGCUCUGGAAUGUGUGGAUUCAGCUUUGGAAUGAGGACAGCUUGUCUGAGAUGUAUGAGGAUAUUGAUGAGUCCGAGGGCAUCUACCUCGUAUGA
Molecule: messenger RNA, 654 nt
Organism: Penicillium diatomitis
Lineage: Eukaryota; Fungi; Ascomycota; Eurotiomycetes; Eurotiales; Aspergillaceae
Exons: 1
Coding region: 1-654 (217 amino acids)
Source: RefSeq, a predicted model, not a curated record